This is a messenger RNA of Patella vulgata (common limpet), 2396 nucleotides long. Its product is annotated as lactadherin. Lineage: Eukaryota; Metazoa; Mollusca; Gastropoda; Patellidae. The record is from RefSeq and is a predicted model, not a curated record. Bases 284 to 1972 code for a protein of 562 amino acids. Gene Ontology annotation, cellular component: extracellular region. The transcript has 8 exons. Gene Ontology annotation, molecular function: chitin binding.
UAGAUCUUUGUAGACUUGUAACAUGUCAUAUCCCACCUUCGAACUACCAUCAUUAAUUAAAUCAAGAUACAUUUAUCAUUUCAUCAAAUCACGCCGGUUCUAUCUGGAGAAACUGACAUCCAUCCAGCAGAUUGGAUACAAAAAUCACAGUCGACCACCAUUUGCACCUUACCAGUGAAAACCGUGUUACAAGUUCAAAGCAACUUAAGGAUUUGCAAACGUUCAAAGGCCAGCGACGUCAUCUUGCAUACGACUGCACAUGUUAGGAUAUUUGUAAAGAAUUAUGAUUUGGAUUGUGUUAUUGCAUUUCGGACUAUUAACAACUGUUUUGACAGCAGAAUUCUGUGGGAAUUCCAUACUGAAACAUUUGCCAAACGAGGCGUUUACGUCAUCAAGCAGCUACGAAGUUGAAGAAGACGAGAAAAGGUAUGGACCAGCCAGAGCUAAAAUUACAUCUACAGUGGAAGAAUUCCAAGACGGGACACCUAUGACAGCGGGGUGGAUAGCAGCUACUGUUAAUCUAAACCAAUGGCUUCAGAUAGAUUUACAACAAGCUAGUGUAGUAAAAGAGAUAGUAACUGCUGGUCGUGAUAUAGAUACUAGAACUGGAUGUUGUGAUCAGUGGGUAUCAAGUUAUCUACUACAAUAUAGUACUGAUAAUAUCAACUGGUUAACAGCUAACUGUACUAAAACAUCACAGAUUUUUACAGGGAACAAUGAUACUGGUAGUUUUGUUCGUAAUCCACUGUCGUGUCCUGUGAUUGCCAGGUUUUUACGUAUUUUACCACGAUCUUGGCACGAUAAUAUUGCUAUGAGAGUUGAUAUUCUUGGAUGUCACAUCAGCGAUGAAAGUUCUAAAACAGUCACCGAAAACUCACCUGUUUAUCCUUGGACCUUAACCAGAAACAAUAACAGACAUGGUGGAUCUUCAACUGCAGACGAUCACCUGAACUCUAAAUUAGAAACAUGGACAAAUGAUAAUAACCGUGGUUCUUUAAACUCAGAUCUACUCAACUUCCAAACGGCAUAUCCACAUCUAAUUGGCAUACCUCCAAAUCAAGGGUCUGAUGGCAGAUCUGUUAGUUUUAAUGGUGACAAACCCGUGACGCCUUCUGGAAAUAAUUUUUACUGGACCUCAACCAGAUCCACGUUUGAUAUAAACAGACAGCAGAAUAGUAACGAUAAUAACCAACAAGAAUGGCACUGGAAAGCCACUGCAUUUCCACGAGUGGUCCCGACUGCCCCUACAAAUAACCACCAACGAUACACGCGAUCUACAACCGCUAAGUAUCCGUGGGAAGCUCGUGAUUCCGGGACCAGAUCGAAUACACGCUAUCCAAUACGAACGCGCGUCAUAUCGGAUACGGACACUUACGUUCCACAGGGAAUACGAAUUUACGGUCCAACUGAGUAUAUCCCAAGAGGAUUUAUUCCAAAAGAAUACAUCAAUGGUAAUCCCUCAGAUGUCCAACGUUAUGAUAAUUCUCAGAAUCCAGCUAAUGGUAAUUCAUGGAACCAGCCAAAUGGUAAUUCAUGGAACCAACAAAAUGGUAAUUCAUGGAACCAACCAAAUAGUAAUUCUCAGAAUACAGAAGAUGCCAGUCCGUGGAAUCCACCUAAUGCUAGUCCCUGGAAUCCACCUAAUGCCAAUCCUUGGAAUCCUCCAAAUGCCAGUCCAUGGAUUCCGCCUAAUGCCAAUCCUUGGAAUCCACCAAAUGUCAAUCCACAGAAGCCGUGGAACCCAUCUGGAGUUAUAACGUAUCAAGAAGGUGUUAUCGCCCCAAAGGCUAAUGAUCGUUGUAUUGAAUCAUGUUAUGAUAGAGCUGACGGUGAUUAUCAGUCGUGUAGAUCAUGUAGUGUUUAUGUAUCAUGCUCUAAUGGCAAUACGUUUGAUAAUAGAGAAUGUCCGGGAGGUCUGGUAUGGAAUGAUGAUCAGAAAUACUGUGAUUGGACCUCAUCGACUUGUCCAUAAUAUAUAUACAUAAUUCUCAUCAGAGGGAUAUACAAUACAGCUAUAACCAAUGCCUCUUUUUGUACUAACCUCUGGCAGUGUCCAUUUGUUAAAUGACUGCAUUGCAAAUGCAAAAAUCAAUAGCCUUAUAAAUGAGCCUUGACUUCAUCAAUGUGCCUUCGUGUAUGCUGUUAUACAUUUAUAUGUUAUACUUUUUGUAGAAUAAAGAUUUUGCGCGUCAUCGUCUCGUCACGUGUUAAAAACUGUACCCCAAAUUUUAAUUAGGAUGUUUUAACUUUAAUAGUCGGUCAAGUACAUUUUCUAUCAACUAAAGGGUGCAAAUAAGGCGCAUUCAAUUCUGUCUAUCUCUAAGUUUAAUUCGAUAUUGUAUAUCUUUUAUAACAUAAUAUCUUCACGAAUUAAUAAAAUAUAAUUUGAAUCUGGA